Molecule: messenger RNA, 2062 nt
Organism: Urocitellus parryii (Arctic ground squirrel)
Lineage: Eukaryota; Metazoa; Chordata; Mammalia; Rodentia; Sciuridae
Gene: Dennd2d
Product: DENN domain containing 2D
Cellular component (GO): cytosol; nucleoplasm
Source: RefSeq, a predicted model, not a curated record
AUGCCCACGUUCAGCUGCCUCCUGGGUCCCGUGACAUCUUUCUUGUUCAACCACGGGGUGCACAGGAUGGGAACUGUUCUCCCCUCUUUGGAAGCUAGCGUGUGGCUCCUCUUUAGAGAGUUGUGGCUGGAGACCAAAGCAGUGGCCUCUCUGUAGCCAGCCUGUGCUGGGGGAAAGGGGAGCCCACUCCAUGUCCUGAAGGCACGGGGAGAUGGAAGGACGAGCGGUCGGCCGAGCACUCAGGCGCUUCCGAAAUCGACUGCCUCGACUCGGACACCGAGCAGGAUCUGCCCGGGACAAUCUAGGGGAGGCUGUAAACGAACCAGAAAGGACUCAAGAGAACUCUCUGCCCAGCUUUGCUGGGGGGCAGCAUUUCUUUGAAUAUCUUCUGGUGGUUUCUCUUAAAAAAAAGCGCUCAGGAGACGACUAUGAACCCACCAUCACCUACCAGUUUCCCAAGCGGGAGAAUCUGCUUCGAGGGCAGCAGGAGGAGGAGGAGCGGCUUCUCAAAGCCAUCCCCUUGUUCUGCUUCCCAGAUGGGAAUGAGUGGGCACCUCUCACCGAGUAUCCCAGGGAGACUUUCUCCUUUGUCCUGACCAAUGUGGACGGCAGCAGAAAGAUUGGAUACUGCAGGCGCCUCUUGCCCGCCGGCCCCGGCCCUCGACUUCCCAAAGUGUACUGCAUCAUCAGCUGCAUUGGCUGCUUCGGCUUGUUCUCCAAGAUCCUGGAUGAAGUGGAAAAGAGGCAUCAGAUCUCRAUGGCUGUCAUCUACCCAUUCAUGCAGGGCCUCCGAGAGGCGGCCUUCCCGGCACCUGGAAAAACUGUCACCCUCAAGAGCUUCAUCCCUGACUCUGGCACAGAGUACAUCUCACUGACCCGGCCCCUGGACUCCCACCUCGAACACGUGGAUUUUAGUUCCCUGUUGCACUGUCUUCGUUUUGAACAGAUUAUUCAGAUCUUUGCCUCUGCGGUAUUGGAGAGAAAGAUCAUCUUCCUGGCAGAAGGUCUCAGUACCUUGUCUCAGUGCAUCCAUGCUGCUGCUGCGCUGCUGUACCCCUUCAGCUGGGCACACACCUACAUCCCUGUGGUGCCCGAGAGCCUUCUGGCCACCGUCUGCUGCCCCACUCCCUUCAUGGUUGGAGUACAAAUGCGCUUUCAGCAGGAAGUUUUGGACAGCCCCAUGGAAGAGGUCUUGCUGGUGAAUCUUUGUGAAGGAACCUUCUUAUUAUCGGUUGGAGAUGAAAAAGAUAUCCUGCCACCAAAGCUUCAAGAGGAUAUUUUAGUCUCUCUUGAUCAGGGGAUCAGUGACUUGACUUCAGAACAAAUCAACGAACAUGUUUCAGGCCCUUUUGUGCAGUUCUUUGUCAAGACUGUGGGUCACUAUGCUUCCUAUAUCAAACGGGAGGCAAACGGGCAAGGCCAUUUCCAAGAACGGUCCUUCUAUAAGGCUGUGUCCUCUAAGACCAACCGCCGAUUUGUGAAGAAGUUUGUGAAGACACAGCUCUUCUCCCUUUUCAUCCAGGAAGCUGAGAAGAGCAAGAAUCCUCCUGCAGGCUAUUUCCAACAAAAGAUACUUGAAUAUGAACAACAGAAGAAACAGAAGAAAUCAAGGGAAAAGACUGUGAAAUAAGAGCGUGGUGAACAGGAAUGACUUGACUUACAAGCCAGUUCUGGACUUUGGCCCCUGCCAGAGUGGUGGGAUCAGCAAAGCUCAGCUCCCAGAACCCAUGGCCUUCUCCAGAGUCCUGGUGUCCAGGUCCUGCUUCAUACUGGUAUCUGAGUUUGGGAUCACAGGUGUGAGCUUCCUUGGGACUUUUUGGGGGCUCAGACCCCAAGCUCACAGAACUGGACUCAAAGCUGCCUUUUUUGCAGAGGUGACACAGAGUGGGAAACUGUAGUACAUUUGUUGUAGGUGCUUGGUUACAAGUUGCUGCAACUGAUGUCUCCUGGGAACCACCACUACGAAAUCCUCCGCAGAGCUGAAAGAAGUUGUGGCCCAAAGGCUCAGCUCCUCCACAUAAAAACAGAGUAUGAGGAUAAUAAAGGCGAGAAUCUCAUUGUU